Molecule: messenger RNA, 3083 nt
Organism: Hemicordylus capensis (graceful crag lizard)
Lineage: Eukaryota; Metazoa; Chordata; Lepidosauria; Squamata; Cordylidae
Gene: TEKT3
Product: tektin 3
Exons: 10
Coding region: 375-1847 (490 amino acids)
Biological process (GO): cilium movement involved in cell motility; cilium assembly
Cellular component (GO): sperm flagellum; nucleus; microtubule cytoskeleton
Source: RefSeq, a predicted model, not a curated record
UAGGAGGAAGAUGUUGCUACUGGGCACUGAGUGAACAGCAGCCUGUGGAUACAGGAAGCUCCUUCCAUCCAUCCCUCUUCUCUUUCUCAGCACCAACCCUCAAACAGGUAUUUACAUUAGAUUGCCAUGAAUAUUAGAUUUCCAGCAUACAAUUACCUAAGUGAAAAGGACAAUGGAUUGCAAGUCAGCUUGUGGUUACUUGAACCAAUAAUCUCUCUGUGUGUCAAGGAAUUUUCAGUCACUACAGCUAAGCAUAUGAUGUGGACAUGCACUGACUUGAAGAAUGCAAGAACUGUCUUGCUGGAUCAGAACAAGAGCCUCUGCCCCAGCAAUCUGUUUCCAAUAGAAACGUGACUGAAUAGACAUUUGCAAUCAUGGAGCUUGUAGGCUCUACUCUGACGUCAACAUAUGCUCAUCCAAGACCGACACCCUCAAAUUUUCUGCCAGCCAUCAGUACCAUGGCAUCAAGUUACAGGAACCGAUUCCCUCACUAUGCCCUGACCCACAGCUUAAGCCUUCCUUGGAGACCCAGUGCCUAUUACAAAGUGGCCGCCAUCACUCCAACUUUGGCGCCCUUCUCCAAGAGCUCUCAGGGGCUCACUCCAAGCAAGAUGCUGCCCUUUGUUUCCAACAGAACAGCACUGUUUACUAGGUACACACCGGAUGACUGGUAUAGAUGUAAUCUGUCAAACUACAAGGAAUCAGAGAUGUCACGGCAUGGUGCUGAGAGGCUGAGGGUGGACACCUCCCGGAUGAUCCAGGAAAAGGAGCAGCAGACGAGGAAAACCCAAACAGAAACAACAAAAAAUCUGGGCGAACGAGUCAAUGACAUUGUAUUUUGGAAAACAGAGCUCAACCAUGAGACAGAUGAAAUGAUUGGGGAGACAAAUGCUCUUGCAGAUAUGAAGAAGAGACUGGAUAGGGCACUAGCAGAAACAGAAGGGCCACUCCAGGUAGCCCAAGAAUGCCUGCUUCACCGAGAGAAGAGGAUGGGCAUUGAUCUUGUUCAUGAUGAUGUGGAAAAACAACUCCUGACGGAGGUUGAUGUCAUCCACUCGUGCCAAGAACGAAUGAGAAGACACUUGGAUAAGGCGAUAGCCCAGCUUGCAUCUGAUAGGGCAGCUCAACAUGAGCUAGAGAAAGACCUGAGUGACAAGCAGACAGCUCACCGGAUUGAUGACAAAUGUCACCAUCUCAGGAACACAUCUGAUGGCAUCAGCUACUACCGAGGUGUGGAGCGAGUUGAUGCUACGAUUUCCGUGCCAGAAUCUUGGGCCAAGUUUACUGAUGAUAACAUUCUACGCUCCCAGAGUGAGCGGGCUGCCUCUUCCAAGCUCAGGGAUGAUAUUGAAACGCUGCUUGUGGUGACUGCCAAUGAGAUGUGGAACCAGUUUAACAAAGCAAAUGUUGCCUUUACCAACCGCAUCUCUGAAACAGCUGAUGCCAAGAACAAGAUUCAGACCUAUCUGGCUAAGACUCUACAAGAAAUCUUCCAGACAGAGAUGACCAUAGAAGCCAUUCGAAAGUCCAUCAGGGACAAAGGGCCUGCUCUGAAGGUGGCCCACACACGUCUGGAUGAGCGCACUCGUAGACCCAAUGUUGAACUCUGCCGAGACUCUGCCCAGUUACGCCUUGUUAAUGAAGUGUAUGAAAUUGAUGACACAAUCCAGACCCUUCAGCAGCGGCUGAGAGAUGCAGAAGAUACACUCCAGACACUGGUCCACACCAAAGCCAACCUGGAACAUGACCUAGCUGUCAAAGCAAAUACGCUCUUCAUUGACCAGGAGAAAUGCAUGGGGAUGAGGAAGACCUUCCCCAACACACUGAGGCUGGUGGGAUACACAUAGACCGGUGCUAACCUCAAAGAUGUUUUUUCCCUUCUUUUUCUUUUUUGCAAGGGGUGGGGUGGGAGGAGUUAGGAACCGAUGAAUUAAUAAAGGUUUGUCCAGGGGAGGUUUGCUCUGUAGCAAUUUUAUGAGGAUUUUGUUUUUGAAGAUAUGGUUAUAUUUUCAUUUAUUAAAGGAUGCUCUGCACAGGAAUUCAUCCAUCUCCUCUUUAUGUCUAGAAUAUUUCUUUCUCUUCUAGCUGGAUAUUCUCCUUUAUGGGAGAGGCACAAACACCUGUGCAUACACACACAGUGUUUGUUGUAGACAGCCAACUGGCAUGCAGCCCAAUCCUGUGCACACCUUAUGGAAGUAAGUCCCAUUUAAUUCACUGAGACUGACUCCAAGGGUGCAUAGGAUUGCAUCUCAUGCCUUGAUCCAAUAGAGCCAAGAGCUAAUGAGAUAGUGAGGUAAUUCACAUGACCAGGUGGGCAGGCAGGGUGGGGGGAGGCUGGUAAAACUCACCUUCCCAGAUGAGUGCUUGUCUGUUGCUUCAAGUGUGAACCAUGAUCCCAUACAAUAUGCUGUAUGCCGCAGCGUGGAGCUCCUGAGAUGAUGUGAUGUAUUGGAGGAUUCCCCCAGGAGACAGGCAUUCUAGGAGCCCAUCUCUGUGUGGCUGGGGCUAAACAUAACCCCAGAACACAUGAUCCCGAGGCCCACUCAAGCUCUUAAACCUGGCUAAGAGCUGGGUUUGAACGUGGGGCUAGGUGACGCUGCCCCACUGGGAUUGAUCCCGAUCCCGGCGGUUCUCAUUCACAGCUCAACCCAGGCUGGGCUUCCCUGGGUUAGGGUGCACGUGAGAAUAGCUUCAGUGUUUGGUACCAUCAAUCAUCUGUUCAUGGAGAGGGCUGAGGACUGAACCCAACCCCCUUCUCCCCGCUCCUACUCAAACAAAUGAUUGGUUCUGAAUGCUCUCUGAUCCUGGCUGUGUGUAGCCCCAGAUCCUGGAUCAGCCUCUCAGACUGGUAAUUUAUUCUUGCUGUCUCAACCUAUAAUUUUAGGCUUCUCAAAUUGCAGAGCCUUCCGUUCCUCUGUUUUAUUCUAAUGGGGGGGGGGAAUGGCACAAAAGAAUCUGAAAAUACUUGGCAAUGAGUGUAAUUAGGUGCUGAUAUGUAUUGUGUACUUCUGACAACAUGGAAGGAUAAACAUGAAUUAUUUGGCAUCAAAUAAAACUUCCCAGUUCCCUGUUCCAAGCUAUCA